Solenopsis invicta (red fire ant) is the source of this 6737-nucleotide messenger RNA. RefSeq names its product centrosomal protein of 290 kDa (gene Cep290). The transcript is spliced from 23 exons. The record is from RefSeq and is a predicted model, not a curated record. The coding region runs from base 139 to 6336 and encodes 2065 amino acids. NCBI's taxonomy places the organism in Eukaryota, Metazoa, Arthropoda, Insecta, Hymenoptera, Formicidae.
UUGUGUGCACUUCUCGUCGAUGAUGUUUGUAAACUGUAGUAACAUCAAAGGGUUAAAGUUAAAGGAAGCGUUGAGCGUCCUAUGAUAGCAUACAGAUGAGGGUUAUACGAUUCAUUGUUUGAUUAUUAUUGCGAAAAAAUGGUUCGCACCGAUUGGGAUCGGAUACUAUCCAUAAAUGCUUCGUCUUUAACAGACGAAGAAAUCGAGGAUCUUUUUCCCGCGGUAGUCCGAUGCGACGUGGACGAGAUCGUCGACAUACACGGAUUGCGAACGCUUGUGAGAUUGUCGCAAGAAAUGUUAACUUACAAAGAUAAUCAAGUCGAGGCUCUGCUUCUUGAGUGCGGAGAAUUGAAAGAAACAAUAGCAUCAUUACGUCCAGAAACUGCCAAACGAAAGAAAGAUCGUGGUAUGACUACAGUAAAACCAGAACAUGAUGGUUUUACUAAGGAUACAGAUUUGAGGGGAUAUUCAGACACACAAGGCAAAAGUGACAAAGUUAAGACACUUAUGGCUGAACUAGAAAAUUUGGACAAAGAAAAUGAGAUUCUUAAGGAGCAGCUAACAACAUUGAAAGAUGAAAUGGAAGAUGCAACAGAAAAAAUGAAUGAAAUGACAGAAGAACUUCGUUCAACUCAAAUAAAAGCUGUAGAAUACAAAGAAAAAAUAUUGAAAUUGGAGCAAGAAAAUGCAGCUUUGGUUAUUCAAAUUGAAGAAAUAACAGCACAACAAAUAGACAGAGAUAAAAUGUUGGAUGAAUUUGGUAUAGCUAUUGAUGCUAGAAUAUCUGAAUGGAAGGGUGUAUUGGAUGAGAAGGAUAGAGAGAUAACACGUUUGAAAGAAAGUUUGUCACAUUCUUUAAUGCAAUCGAUUACCUCAGUUAAAGAAGAAAAUAAAACACAGAUUGUUUAUCUGAAUGAUGAAAUAGCUCGUAGGGAUUCGAUUAUAGUUGAAUUGCAAACUAAACUUUCUGAAGCAGUUGUUGAAAUAAAUGAGAGUGCUGCACUUCUAGAAAAAUUAAAAGGAGAGACACAUGAAUCUGUAAGAAGUGAUAAGCGAAAAGAACAAAAAAAUUUGUUAAAAAAAGUACAAACUGCAAAUGAAAAGAUCUCUAGUUUGGAAAACGCAUUGUCACAAGCACAAGAUGAUGCUAAGUCGCAGAGUAGCAAAUUAUGCGAGGUAUUAAUAACAUUACAAAAAUAUGAAGAUGGAAAUCAGGCUUUAGCUAAAGCAUUGAACGAAAUUAAAGAAUUACAAAUUAAAAUCGAUCACAAGAAUGAACAUAUUGAAGAUUCAGCCAAUGUUAUUAAUAAAUUGGAGAUGUUAAAUUCAUAUCAAGAAAUGGAGAUCUUAACUCUUAGAGAAAAAUUAGGAAUUCCAGAAGAUGAAUCGAUAUCAAUUAAAAGUAUUGUAGCAAAACGUAAAGAGGAAUCCAAAAAAAUGGAAGAGCUAAUUCGGCAAAAUAAAAGUCUUGUACAGGAAAAUUUAGAAUUAAAAUCAGAUAUAAGGAUGUUAAAAUAUAAAUUGAGCAAGUCUGAAAAGAUAUUAGAUAUUUCGGAUAACUUAAAUGAUUCUAGUAAUCAGUUUUUACAUUCAACUAAAUUAUUGGAAUCGGAAAAUAUACAAAUAUCUUCUAAAACUGAUAUUUCUGAUCUUAAUCGAAAUAUUCAGAUACUUAUAGAAGAAAAUGAAGCACUUAGAACGGGCAUGCAUGAGAUUAUGGACAGUAUACGCAAUCAAGAUGGUAAGAGUGAAGUGGAAAUACAAUCCAGUACAUUGGAACGAUUACUGGAAGCUUUAGAUGUUAGACAUUUAGCUGGCUGGUACCAUCCAGCUAUGAGAUUGCAGGAACAUCUUAAUGUUGUACAGGGUAGUAAUGCUGAAUUAAGGUCACAACUUAAAUCGCUGAGAAAGGAAUUGCAAAGGAAGGAUAAAAUUUUACAAGAUCUGGCAGCAAAUAAAGAUAUAGAGUUCGAAAAAUUAUACGAGAAACACGGCGAAGAUGAAGUGAUAACAAUGUAUCUUGCAGAAAUGAAGGCUCUGCAAAUAGCAUAUAAAAAUGAAACGGAGGAAUGGGAGAAACAGAAAGAUUUGCUGGUUCAAGAAAAUAAUGAGUUGAAAGAUGAAAUAGAUGGUUUUAAAAAGCAACUAGAAAUUUAUAAGAAAAGUUGGAAGAUGAUAGAAGAUGGGGAUGACGAAGCUCAGAAAGCUUUCGUGGCAAAAACGAAAGAGUACGCGGAUGUCGCUAAUGAAAUAAUAGUUAUGAACAGGAAAAAUGUUAGUCUUCAACAAUUGCUUAACAAAGAAACUAACAAAUUAUAUGAAUAUCAAAAAGAUUUAAUUAAAAAAGAGAGUGAUUUUAAUAGAACGCUUACCGAGGCAAACAAAUAUAAUAAAACGUUGUUAUCAGAAAUCUCACUGUUACAAAGUAAUUUAUGUAAUUCUGUGAGUGCAAUAGUACACAACGAAUUGAAAGAAAAAUACGAAGAACUGAGUAUACGUCAUCGUACUUUAUUAGAAACUGUGAUGGCAUCUCCCAAUUCCAAUGAAAUAUCAUCUUUAAAGACUGAAAUAGAAGCGGUAAGACAAGAGAAAAAUCAACUCAUUGAGGAUUUGCGGAAAGCAGAUGAUUACGGAAACGGUGAUAGUUUACAACAAAGAUUGAAAGAGAUAGAAGCUAAGGAGUUGAUUGAAAGACAGCGAGCUGAUCAGAUGGCUCGAUUACUCGAAAUAUCACAAACACAGUUAACAAAAUACGAGGAUAACGUUAAACAACUUUCCAAUUCUAAUUCUGAAUUACAAGAGAAAUUGAUUGAGAUACACAAGGCAUUGUCUACAAAGAUAGCGCUGCAGGAAAAUAUACAAAUGGAUGAUAAUCGUAUACAAGAGUUGCAAAAUGAAAAAACGCAACUUUUUGUAGAGAAUGAAAGUUUGAAAAAAAUGCUACAAAUUUCUGAAGAGGAAGCUCGACUGCAAUAUUCGCUAAAUGCAUUGCAAACACUGGAAUUGGAUAGUUUUAGGCAUCAAAUAUUGGAUUUGCAAGCUGUAAGCGAAGACAAGGCCACUAUUUCGAGACUUGAUUUUGAGUUAACAAGUAAGAAGAUAUCAGAAAUGGAAUUAUCUGCACAGAAAACACGACUGCAGAAUGAGUUGUCUUUUGUGCAACAAGAACUUGACAAUUCAAAAAGGAAGUGCGAGGAAAUGCGUGCUUACAUACAGGAUUAUCGGAAACAAUGUGACACUCGUUGCAAGUAUUAUAUAGAUAUUAUAUAUUUUUUACAAUGCCAAUACGCGGGAUCAACUUCCAUAAGUACUUUAGAAAAGGUAAGCACAUUAGCAGCAAAAUUAAAAGCAGACCGUCAAAAUAUCGACGCAGAAAUGCAAAAGACAAAAAAAUGCCAUGAAGAUAUUAAAUAUGAACAGCAAUAUUUAUCUGCUCGCCUUGAAAUUGUGGAACGUCUGAAAGAUAUGUUAGAGCAACAAAUUGGCGCUGGAAGCGUCCAAAACAUAAUGGAACGUUAUGCCGAAACUUCGCAACAAACUUUAAGUGAUUUUAAAUACAAGAGAAGAAUAGCUCAUUUAGAGCAUGAACUUCAAAUUGCUAAUAGCAAAUUCAUUGAAUACGAGUCAGUAAUAAAUAGCAUGGAACAGGAUAUAUUAAAUAUUCAGAAAGCUUGGUGUCCACAGCAAGAACAUCAAAUUCGAAUUAAUACAAAUUUGGAAACAAAAUCUAUUCAAGUAAUGAUAGAUACUCAAGUAGCUAGUGUUCAAACGGAUCCUUAUGUUUGCUGCUUGAAUCAAAAAAUAGAAGGUACCAAGGAAACCGAUAAGGAAAUCAUAGUUUUUAAAGACAUUCAAAAACCUGUUAAAUCAAGUGAAACUACAGAAAAGACAUUCCGAGAAAUUGGAAAUAAUACAGAAGAAAGUGGUAGCUCAGUGAUCUGUAACGAGCAGCUGGAUCAAGCAUUGAAACUCGCAUCGGAACGCUCCAUGAUGCUUGCUAAAUGUGAGUCACAAUUAGCCGAGUACAAAGCGAAAGUAGAUGCUCUGAAUAAAGCGAUAGCGGAAAAAGAUUCGGAGUAUCAAAUAAAAAUGGAUACUCUGAACAAAGCACUCGAGGAAAAAGAUUCGCAGUAUCAAACAAAAGUCUAUACUCUGAACAAAACAAUUGAGGAAAAAACUUCGCAUCUUGCGCAAAAGCAAAAUAUACUUGACGAAUUAAUGAUCCAACCACAAGUUGUGAAUACUGAUUGUGCUGACAAAUUGGCUUUAAAGUCGAUAAUAAAUAGUUUGCAGAAAUUAAUUAAUCAAAAAGAAGAAACUGUUUUAAGAUACCAAAAUUUACUGAAAGAAGACAGAGAUGAACAUAGUCGGGCAGCCAGUCGUUUUCAGGACGAGAUUAAGUGUUUGCAUGAUUAUAUAUUGACUAUGCAAGGUAAAAUCCGAAAAAAUGAAGAUCCGAUUGUAACUAUAAAAAAUGUUUUUGAAAAAGCAUCGACGUUUGAUGAAACUACAGCGAGAAGCAGUGCUGUGCAAGAAGAAGAAAUUGCGAGACUGCAUGAAAAGGUAUCCACUUUUGAAGCAGAAUUAAAUAUCAGCAAAGAACUAAGUGAACGCUGGCAUCAAUUAGCAGAAGAAAGACUGAAGCAUAUGGAUCGUAUGCGAGAAAGACUAGAGCAACAACAUAAAAAUGAAUUGGAGAGUUAUCGUGGUGAAUUACACAAAUGGCAGUCUGAGGCUGACGUACUUAGACAACAACUGGCUGAGAAUCGCAUGUUACUUACGAAAGGAAAUAUUUCACUGAUGAAAGAGCUACAAGACAAAGAUGACAAAAUACAUGAGUUAACUCUUGCUUGUCAACAACUACAGAAUGAAGUUGAAUUAAUAGAAUCUGCAAAUCGAUCUCAUCAAGUGAUAGUUCAUAGUCGUGGCGAUCCGAAAGCGCACGAAACAACACACAAUAGUUACCGCGAUCAAACGCAACAAAAUCAAAUGGAUGUUUUACGUCGACAGCUUCAGUCUUUAAUGGAAAAGGAAAAAAUGUAUAAAUACGAAAUAACUGAUUUGAAGCAGCAGCUUAGUCGCAGAUACAUGGCAGUAAAAACUCAGGAGAAGAAAAUAUCACAACGUGAAACGCAGCUUGAGCGCAAAGUGGCAGCUUUAGAAGAAGAAUUGCAUAAAACAAAAACUCAAUUAGAUCGUGAAUAUUUGGCACAGGAAGCUAAAAGAGUUAAGACUGCAGAAGAACUUUCCUUGUGGGAGAAACAGAAAAAAUGGCAGCAAACAGCAGAAAAAUUAAAAAGAAAGCUUAAAGAAAAGACUGAUGAACAUGAAAAAUUACUUGCAAAUUAUGAAAAACUUCGAUCUGUCGUUUCAUGUAUGGAACGAGAGAAAUGGUAUUUAAGAAGUAAGCUCAAAUUUGAAAGCGAUAUUGCAUCUGGUACUUCAUUAGGAAGACCCAUUUCAAGUGUCCAGCAUAUCACAGUGGAAGAACAACUGGAGAAAGAAUGUCGAAUAUUGAGAGAACGUGUUAAGGAAUUAACUGACCGCCUAGAAAAAGAAAGUAAUGAACAUUUGAUGUUAGAAAUUGCGGAAUUAAAACGGCAUAAUGCAGCUUUGGAAGCAGUUUCUCAGGGCAAUACAUCUGUAAUUAAUCAGCUUGAGAAGUUAGAAACGACUAAAGAUGCUCUUGAAAAGAUAAACCUCAAGUUAGAAAGUGAAAAUUUUGAGCUGCGACUUGAAUUAGAAAGAGCGAAUUCGGAUACUCCGGGAUUGCGAGAAAAAGUUGAACAUUUGGAAAAAUACAUCAAAUUGUUAAAAGCAGAAAAAUCUUCCGAUUCCAGUCCUAGAUCAUCAGAAAAAGAACAGCCAGAAUCAAACAAUAAAAAAUCUAUCUUUGAAAUGGAGAAAACAAUAUUCACAUUGAAGCGAAUUAUCGAGAAACUUCAGGCAGAAAAUAAAAGAUUGAAAUUUAAUUCCAAAAAGAGUCAUUUUCUAGUCAAUCAAGGAAAAACAAAUCUUAUCGAGAGAGACAUUUCAUUUCAAAGGCAGUAUGAGGAAUCUCAGAAACGUGUAGUAAGUUUGGAGGCAGAUUUACAUUUAGCCGAACAAAGAGUAGCUAUGUUAGAAAAAGCUCAAAAGGAAGAUGACAAAGGAGAUUUUGGAAUCUUGAAACAACAGUUAAUUCACAAAUCCGAGCUUCUGGAUAAAGUAAAACAGUUGUUAACACGGGCUGCCAUAAAUGAGAAGAAUCUACGACAACGCGUACAACAGCUGGAAUCGAAGCAAACUUUAUCAACAAUACCAGAGUGUUAUGUGACUCCACCUACGCCACAAUAAUAUAUGUUUUGGAAAUAAACUAUUUAUGGAUUUGCAAAAAAAAUACACAUUUAUUGAGGUACAAGUAUAUAUAUUUAUUUAACUUCUUUCAAUUAAAAAUUCUUACAAAGCAUUUUUACGUUAUGUAUGUUUAAUUUAUGUUAUGUAUGUUUGGAUUAUAUUGUGUAAUAAUUUUAUAAUAAUUUCAUGUUGCACACACAUAAUAAUUACAUCAAUUUUUGUACAUGCAGGUGCACGAUGUUCAUCACAAACAUUGAUACAAUAUAGUACCAGAAAUACCAUUUUUUACUUAUAAAUUCUUGAAAUAAUAAUCAUAUUUUUUCUUAUUGAUACCUUUAAUUAUUCCAUAUUGUGCAUAUAACAAAGAAAUAAAUUAUUACAAAAUUAUUACAACUAUUAAA